Molecule: messenger RNA, 1400 nt
Organism: Xylaria bambusicola
Lineage: Eukaryota; Fungi; Ascomycota; Sordariomycetes; Xylariales; Xylariaceae
Exons: 2
Coding region: 464-1168 (234 amino acids)
Source: RefSeq, a predicted model, not a curated record
GCCUCGCCUCUCAAUGGGUAAACCGGACGUUUCUUCGUGGACCCACUCUACCCGGUGUUAAAAGUUUUGGUCUUGACUUGUGUUCCUUAGUUCCACGUGGCACCCUGGUCUACAAAACGGGGAUUGACUGAUAUAUACCAAUGGCGGGAAUGGCCCUAUUUCCCCAGGAAAGCAAUCAUCUAAUAAAUUUGGUGUCCUAACUAUAUGCAGUAUUCGAUCGACAGUUGCUACUAGGCGGUCCUUAUGAUGGAUGGAGUGAAAGAUGGAGUGAAGGGAAACCCCUCACUUCGUAGCAGGCGACUUCGCAGAUCUUGACUCAAGUGACGUAUUUGCAUGCGCAUACUUACAUCUCUACGACUUUUCUCCCUGUAUAUAUGCCAGGCUUCCCGUUGACCUUUCGAGUGCCAAAUCAAUUUCACUCCAGAUAAAAAGAAAUACAUAUUUACUAGAAGAGAUUUUAUUUAUGUCUUGCGGUAUGGGUAUUUCUUGGGAUUAUCAGUACGAAGCUAACAGGUACGAUGAAUUGACGGUACCAAUGCCCACGAUGCUAGGGUAUAGCUUUGACUGUGGACUGAACCUCACUGACGAGUUCGAUCCUUGUUGUUCCGUCUCACCCUUCUCAAGCAGUAGCUCAAGCCAAGCCGUCGCCAACUGUGGUAAUGACUUGCCUGUGGAGUUUUACCGACUUCAGACUGCCUAUUUCAGAGCUCAACUUGCCUUGUCUCACGAAGCACAGCAGAAGGCCGAGAUUCAAGUCCAGGCUCUGCAGCCCGCGCUCAGUUUUGAUAACUCCCGUUAUACUGGGUUCCCGUUUGGUGCAUCUAAACUUCCAGAGUGGGAUUGUCCUGCGACUCGUCUCGCACCCUGUCCUGAUGAGAUCAGUCAAGAUUGGGGACAAUCCGCGCAACUGAUUCCCCAACCACUCGCUUCAAUGAAUGAGCCCAUCAUGAACACGAAGAGUCCAGCCAGCAGAAAAACAGGCAACGAGACUCCCGAACGCUCCAAGUCCAUACAGAAAAAGCGUGGUCUGGAUGGUGUGCCGCUCUAUACCCCGGGAGGGUGUGACGCAGAAGCUGCUGUCCUGGAGCUACAGAAUAUGGAAAAUGGGUUCAGGGCCGAGACAUCACGGCGAAUCGCCCAGGCGAGCUCCAGUCAGAUGAAACGAUAAUCCUCUUCGUCGGCAGCCUAUAUUUUCAUCAUGAACAGCCCCUUGGAGGUUUCGCUAUGCGACGAUCUGCAUUCAACACUUGUACCAGUGUUGGGUUAGCAGGAUGACGCUAGCAGUACGACGCUGGCACCCUACUUCCACUUCAGCCAGCACUCACCUUAGAGUAACCUUCUAGAUAGUAACAACUUCACUCAACCAGAUAGUCAAUUCAGGUCUCUGCGUAUUACACACA